AUAAAGGUUGCCUCUCAGAAGGAGCACAAGCUCAACGGGAAAGCAAUUGACCCCAAAAUGGCAAAGGCCAUGAAGAGUGAUGAGCCUGUGAAGAAGAUAUUUGUUGGUGGUCUGUCUCCAGACACUCCUGAAGAGGAAGUCAGAGAGCAUUUUGAUACCUUCGGAGAGGUGGAGUCUAUUGAAUUUCCCAUGGAGAACAAAACUAACAAAAGGAGGGGCUUCUGCUUCAUCACAUUCAAAGAUAAUGCGUCAGUUAAGAGAACCAUAAAGAAAAAGUAUCACAAUAUCGGACUCAGCAAGUGUGAGGUAAAGAUGGCUGUGUCAAAGGAGAAAUACGAGCAGCAGCAGAACUGGGGAGGCAGAGGUGGAAACUCGUCCAGGUCUAGAGGAAGAGGUGGUCCAAACCAGGACUGGAACCAGGGUUAUGGUAACUACUGGAAUCAAGGCUAUGGGAAUUACGACAGUUAUGGUUACGGUAAUCAAGGAUAUGAGGGCUAUGGCGACUAUGAUUACUCUGGUUACAACAAUUAUUACGGAUAUACAGACUACAGCGCUGAUGAAUCUGGGGGCUAUAGCAAAUCGCCAAGGCGUGGUGGUCACACCAACAGCUACAAGCCAUAUUAAAGAAGUUGACCCUCAACUUGAAGUAGGUUUCAGAGUGAUCAGAUUUGCUGUUCGCUGGUGGAGCUUUGGGCAAAGACAUGAUCAGCAAAGAUCACAGAUAGUUUUAAGAAUGCAAAAAACACCGACAGUACAUUUUCUGUGUAUUCACCCAAGUAUUUUGGUGUUUUGUAUUGUUUAGAUUAGCAUUUCCAGCUUGUUUUUUUGUAUUUAUCUCAAAUACUGCUUGUGAAUUGCUUCAUUUAUUCCCCAGCUGACUUGUAUUGAUUAAACAAAUCACUCGUGUGUUCAGUGCUGUGGCAGUUGAGCCUUUUAUUGUGCUCAUCAGUCACAUGUUUUACUACAGUCAUAAACAUACAUUAUAUGUACAUGGUGUACUGGACAGUGAAAAAGUAUAGAAUAAAAUAAAACAUUUGUGGA
Nematolebias whitei (Rio pearlfish) is the source of this 1041-nucleotide messenger RNA. It is a transcript of the gene hnrnpd, whose product is annotated as heterogeneous nuclear ribonucleoprotein D. The transcript is spliced from 6 exons. Gene Ontology annotation, biological process: regulation of gene expression. Gene Ontology annotation, cellular component: nucleoplasm. NCBI's taxonomy places the organism in Eukaryota, Metazoa, Chordata, Actinopteri, Cyprinodontiformes, Rivulidae. The annotation marks the transcript as partial. The record is from RefSeq and is a predicted model, not a curated record. Gene Ontology annotation, molecular function: RNA binding.